Rhipicephalus sanguineus (brown dog tick) is the source of this 612-nucleotide messenger RNA. RefSeq lists its product as uncharacterized. The record is from RefSeq and is a predicted model, not a curated record. Bases 1 to 612 code for a protein of 203 amino acids. NCBI's taxonomy places the organism in Eukaryota, Metazoa, Arthropoda, Arachnida, Ixodida, Ixodidae. The transcript has 4 exons.
AUGGACGCUGCCUUCGUCACUGAAGCAACUGACUUCAUGAAAAAGGAGCUGAAGAAGCAAAACCCUGAUAUGAAAAAAGUCGAAGACUCAAUGUUGAGAACAACUGCUGCGAGAAGAAAAAGUAUUGAGCUGGACAGCAUGAGCCUGACUGACGUCGUGGGCCUCUAUCCAGCCCUAACCCUCGAGAAGGAGAUCUUGAAUGAAUGCCGUCGCCUGACUGGUGUAUCACCUGAUGAAGCAUUACUGCGCGCACUGAGAGAAUUCAGUGAGCACAUCCUCAAUGCAGCGGCACAAAAGCGCGCAGCACAGACUACCCUUUGCUCUCUGCAGGCAGACAUGUCAGUGGACAACAGGAUUGCAAGAAACUAUGCCAAAGGAGUGGGUGCCAUCAUGGUCCUUCCAUUUCUCGUCAACGAGCGAGGGGGUGAAAUAUUCACAGAAAUGACACCAGGGAAGGAAUUCACACACCCGACACUGCUCUACACUGGUGAAAACCCCGUAUCUUCUGAGGCCAUGUGCGUCAAGUGCGAGGAUGUCUGUGUAGACGUGCUUGAUUUUACGUCAGGACUGUCGUUACUUUUUGCGAUGUACUGGGCGCACAACAUUGAAUAG